AUGGCAAUCAAUGGUGCAGUUGAAGAGCAGCAGGCAACAUGGCGUCAUCCGGGGCAAUGGAUUUGUGCCUGCGGUCUGGGUUCGCUUGGGCAUGCGGCUAAGAUAGGCGAGAGCGGCAGGCAGAGGCUGAUGUGUAUUGUGCCAGUCAGUCGUCUACCUAUGUUGGCGACGACGAAGACGUGGAGGGAGCUUCUAGACUGUGGAUGGGGUUCGUGCUGGCUCGGCCACGAUGGGGAACAGAGCACACGGACGGACAUGCUGGCUCGGCACGGUUGCAAACCUGUUGCUGGUUGCAAUAAGCAAAGCGAUGCCCCACCUGUUGGUGCAUACUUGCAGAGUGUAGUAUGGCCGAACAGCGCAACAGAGGCUGCACCCGUGCCCAAAGACACUGCACCCUGGCGGAUGGACGACCCCAAGGCAGAGCUACACGUGUCACGGCUGUCGGUGACCUACGCACGUCAGGACGGGCUUUGUCGGGAUUGGGCUCCACGGCGGCUCCCGUCGAGCCUCUUUGCCAUGGGUCUGGUAGGCGUGCAUACGGGUUGGGCUGUGGGCGGUAAGGGACGUGGACAAUGA
This is a messenger RNA of Bipolaris victoriae FI3, 576 nucleotides long. RefSeq lists its product as hypothetical. Lineage: Eukaryota; Fungi; Ascomycota; Dothideomycetes; Pleosporales; Pleosporaceae. The transcript has a single exon. The coding region runs from base 1 to 576 and encodes 191 amino acids. The record is from RefSeq and is a predicted model, not a curated record.